AGUGGCGUCAAGUCAGACCUCUUUGCUUACUUUCCGCCAUGGCUCUGCAACCGUCCCUUCGACCUCUCAUCAUCGCUGGUCGCCCUGAUGCACCUCACACCUUGGAUAUCUUCUUGGACUAUGUUUGUCCCUUCAGCGCUAAAAUGGCCUUGACCAUAGACACCGUCCUCAGGCCUUUGUUCGGACCUGGCGGGAAAUACGAUGGCAAAGUGAAAGCCAUCUUUCGUCUCCAAGUCCAACCGUGGCAUGGCUGCUCUACAUUUACCCACGAGGCUGGGUUAGCGAUCGCGCGCGCAUCUCCGGAAUCAUUCUGGACAUUUUCUCUCGCGCUCUUCAAACAUCAAGGCGAAUACUUUGACAUUCCGACUUCCACCCUCACUCCGCUUCAAAUUCGCGAAAACCUCGCCAAGCUUGCGGCUGAAGUCACCCAAUCAAAGAGCGUCACGGACGAAUUCAAAGACUUGCUCUCGCUCAAGUCAAGCCCGAACGGAGGCGUUGCUGUAACCGAUGAUUUGAAGUACACUAUCAAAUUCUCGAGGCAAAAUAGUAUUCACGUCUCUCCCACUGUCCUUUGGGAUGGUCUCGUUGCAGGCGAAAUCUCCAGCAGUUGGGGAGAGAAGGAGUGGACCGAAUUUCUGGCGGCAAAAGUAAAGGUUUGA
Molecule: messenger RNA, 659 nt
Organism: Desarmillaria tabescens
Lineage: Eukaryota; Fungi; Basidiomycota; Agaricomycetes; Agaricales; Physalacriaceae
Exons: 6
Coding region: 39-659 (206 amino acids)
Source: RefSeq, a predicted model, not a curated record